Molecule: messenger RNA, 1558 nt
Organism: Leptopilina boulardi
Lineage: Eukaryota; Metazoa; Arthropoda; Insecta; Hymenoptera; Figitidae
Exons: 4
Coding region: 129-1352 (407 amino acids)
Source: RefSeq, a predicted model, not a curated record
UUAAGGACAAGAGUAAAACUGCUUAAAGAAAAUUGAAUAAGGAGAGGGGAGAGAGAGUUUGCUCAUAGAUGCAUAUCCGAUAAAUGGAGCCUGUAGUUUGAAUAUUUCCUUCCAAUUGUAAACACAAAAUGUAUUUUACUUAUUUUCUUAUUUCCUGGACUUUUUGGAUGUUACCAGUGAAAUCACAAAUUUAUACAAAAUCACUAAAUAACACACCAAUGAGAUCAUCAAUGAAAAAUAAUUUUUCCGGACCAAUGAAAAUUAAUUAUGACAAUAAUCGUGAAUUUUUAAUUACAAAACGUUCGCGUAAUCGUUUAUUAAAAAAUAAACCACAAAAACAACGUCAUAUCCUUUAUUAUCCACCGCCAAAAACUUAUCACUAUCCUUAUGCCGAUAGAUUUCGUAAUUUUUACAAAAAUCCCGGUUUUUAUAAUUAUAAUUAUUUCAAUAAUUAUCGGGAAAAUAAUAAUAAUAAUAAUAAUAAUAAUGAAAAUCCAAAAAAAAUUAUUAAAGAAUCGCAAUUUGUCAAUGAAAAUGAAAUUCAAGAGACGAGAGUAAAUUUUCAAAAACCAAUAAAAAAUGAAAAUUUUUUUCAAAAUAAUGAAAAUUCAUUAAUUAAAAAUAAAAAUUCUUUUAAAAAUACUAGGAAUUCUUUGUUCAAUAAUGAGGAUUCUUUAAAAAAAAAUUCCCAUUUUAAAAAUUUCCCAUCGAAAAAUAGAAAUGUAUUUGUAAAAAAUGGAAAUUUUUUGCUAAAAAAUAAAAAAAUUAUUUAUCCACCAGUACCAAAAAAUUUUAUGGAACCACCAGGACAUGCAACAAGUGAUUAUCGUACUUAUAAAAAACCUGAGAAAAUUUUGAUAAAUAACGAACUUUAUAAAAAUCAUAAUUUUUACAAAAAUCACAAAAUGAAUGACGAUAAUAUUGUUAAAAAUUCUGAUAGAACACCAUAUAUUCGUGAUCAUGCACCGGAAAAUGUAAAUCAGGAAUUAGAAGAAGAAAAUAUUGCAAUUGAAGAGGAAAAUAAUAAUGAAGAGGAGGAUGAUAAAUUUACUAAAACAAAAAACAAUGUUUCUGGACUAUCUCCGGACGGUGAUAGAGUUGAAUUUCAAAUUCAAGGCCACGAGGGACCGAGAACUUAUCUUUUUGGCUACGAUACCGGCGAAGGAAGUAAUCGACAAUAUCGACUGGAGGAAAAAUUAAAAGACGGAACAGUGAAAGGACAAUAUGGCUAUUAUGACGCUAGGGGGAAAUUAAGAAAGAUUAAAUAUGUCGCUAAGCCAUGGGAGGGCUAUCAGGAACAACAUCAUUCAAGUCCUGAAUCAAUGGAAAGUGAUGAGGGGAAAAAUGAAUAGAAGCGAAUUUUGAAUUUCGCGCGCAUUUCGCAAAUCUACUUUAUCGACACAACAUAGAUGGGAAACUCGAAUAGAAAAAAAAUGUGUUUUUUUUUAAAAAAGAAAAAAAAUAUUUAUUCCGUUUACAUGUUACUUAAUUUUUGUCCAGUUUUUGAUAAUCAUUGUAAAAAUUUUUUUUAUAUCAAUAAAACAUAACCAAUAAUUAC